Penicillium brevicompactum is the source of this 948-nucleotide messenger RNA. RefSeq names its product mitochondrial 37S ribosomal protein uS9m. The transcript has 2 exons. Gene Ontology annotation, molecular function: RNA binding; structural constituent of ribosome. NCBI's taxonomy places the organism in Eukaryota, Fungi, Ascomycota, Eurotiomycetes, Eurotiales, Aspergillaceae. Gene Ontology annotation, cellular component: ribosome; mitochondrial small ribosomal subunit. Bases 1 to 948 code for a protein of 315 amino acids. The record is from RefSeq and is a predicted model, not a curated record. Gene Ontology annotation, biological process: translation.
AUGGCGUGGCACAAACCCAAUGGCCUCACCCAGGCCAUGCAAUCCCUCCGCCUCACCUCAGCCAUCUCAAACACCUCAAUUAACGCCUCCCGACCAACCUUCAACUCCCUCCGCACGCGCACCUACGCAACCGAGACCGAAGUAGCCUCCGACGCCGCUGCGGUCCCUGUCCCCGCCGCCGCUGCCCCCGAAAUUGACUUCGGUUCAUUCGCACACAGGCCCGCCCGAAUCAUUCCUGCAUCUAAAGCCUAUUUCUCCGGCAGCCCGCGCUUCAUCGAUGCCCUACUGGAGCUCGAGGCCAUCGAAGCCAAGUAUGCCAGCCUACCAACCGUGGCGCCCAUCGACGCUCCGCGCAUGGCUUGGCUCAAGCUCCCACAGUUCCGUGACUUCGUGGGCGAGCCAAUUCCCAUGAAGAAAUACAAGUCUCUGGUCAAGAUCCUGCAGCAGCUCAACCGGAUUCAGCCUGAGCUCGUCCCCACCCAGGUGCGCGAUACUUUGGCCAAAUUCCUUCGUCCCGGUAACCCAUAUGCUACGGAGGUGGUGCCCCGGACGGUGGAUGAGAGUGGUUGUGCUCGCGGCAAGGGAAAGAGGAAGGAGUCACACGCUGUCGUGCAGCUUGUUGAGGGCGAGGGCGAGGUGUUGGUCAAUGGAAAGAGUAUUGUGGAAGUCUUCAAGCGUGUGCAUGACCGCGAGAGCGCACUUUGGGCUCUGCGUGUCACGCAACGCAUGGAUAAAUAUAAUGCCUGGAUUCGAGUGAAGGGUGGCGGUGUUACCGGUCAGGCCGAAGCCAUCACACUGGCUCUCGGUCGUGCUUUGAUGAUGCAUGAACCUGGCUUGAAGUCAGUACUGAGGAAAGCUGGUACCAUCACUGUCGAUCCCCGUCGUGUCGAGAGAAAGAAGCCCGGUCAUGUCAAGGCCCGCAAGAUGCCCACUUGGGUCAAGCGUUAA